GAGAGCACGGACAUUUCAGAUACUGCUCAGCUGGCCAUUUUUGUGCGAGGUGUUGAUGAUGAGUUCAAUAUAACUGAGGAACUUCUUGCUCUGUGCCCCAUGAAAGACACUUGUACUGGAAAGGACGUUUUUCAGGAGUGUGAUUCAGCAAUGAAGAAAGCGAAUCUGAAUUAUGAAAAACUCGUUGGAAUUGCCACAGAUGGUGCACCUGCAAUGGUCGGGGAGCAGAAAGGAUUUCAAGGCAUGUUAAAGAAAGAGCUCCAAACCAGAAACAUUCCCCAAACGUUGAUAUGGUGCCACUGUAUCAUACACCAAGAAUCUUUGUGCACGAAGGUCAUUGGUUUCCAGGAAAUCAUGGCUAAAAUAAUAUCAACUGUGAAUUUCAUCCGUGCUCGGGCAGUGAAUCAUCGCCAAUUCAAAGAACUUCUGGAGGAAUUGGCUGCGAAUUACAAAGACGUUCUGUACUUUUCUCAAGUGAGAUGGCUGAGUAGAGGGCGCACUCUGAAACGGGUGUGGGAGCUGAGAGAAGAAAUUGCACAGUUCAUGGAGUCGAAAGGAAGGCCUCUACUGGAAUUCUCCGACGAACAGUGGCUCUGCGACUUUGCCUUCUUGGUCGACAUUACUGAAAAGUUGAAUCAGUUGAAUGUGUCUAUGCAGGGAAAGGACAAACUCGUUCACAAUCUCUUUGGUGAUAUCAAGUCGUUUGAAGCCAAGCUGCUUCUUUGGAAAAGUCAAUUGGAGAACAAUGUUUUCGAUCAUUUCCCUUGUCUGAAAAGUCAGAAAGAAUUGAAGCCAGAAGGAGGAAGAUACUCCACUGAAAUCGAAAAACUCACAGCAGAGUUUUCUCGGCGUUUUCAAGAGUUUCGUGCAAACGAAAAUGACUUCAAGAUCUUCUCAAUGCCUUUUUCUGUUGAUCCAGUGACAGCUCCCACGAAUCUGCAGUUAGAAUUAAUUGAUCUGCAGAACAACAUGGAUUUGAAGGCACAAUUCUUGUCAAAACACUAGUCGAGUUCUACAAAGACUGUGUCUCUGAUGAAUCUUUUCCGAACCUUCUUCAUCAUGCAAUGAAAACAGUGACGCUGUUCGGCAGCACUUAUCUCUGUGAGCAAUUCUUUUCCAAGUUGAAGUAUUCAAAA
Priapulus caudatus is the source of this 1136-nucleotide messenger RNA. RefSeq names its product general transcription factor II-I repeat domain-containing protein 2-like. The record is from RefSeq and is a predicted model, not a curated record. NCBI's taxonomy places the organism in Eukaryota, Metazoa, Priapulida, Priapulimorpha, Priapulimorphida, Priapulidae.